Molecule: messenger RNA, 717 nt
Organism: Rhodotorula graminis WP1
Lineage: Eukaryota; Fungi; Basidiomycota; Microbotryomycetes; Sporidiobolales; Sporidiobolaceae
Exons: 3
Coding region: 1-717 (238 amino acids)
Biological process (GO): intracellular protein transport; endoplasmic reticulum to Golgi vesicle-mediated transport; Golgi organization
Cellular component (GO): COPII-coated ER to Golgi transport vesicle; Golgi apparatus; endoplasmic reticulum
Source: RefSeq, a predicted model, not a curated record
AUGCGCCUCGCCGUCCUCGCCCUCUUGUGCGGCGCGCUCGUCCAGCACACGUCCGCCCUCUACUUCUACUUGCCCGCCGGCGCCAACAAGUGCUUCAUCGAGGAGCUCCCUCGAGACACCAUCUGCACUGGUCACUACAAGGCCGAGGAGUGGCAGGAGUCGAGCAAGAGCUGGAUCCUCAACGACCAGCUGGGCGUCCAGAUCGUCGUUGCCGAGGUCGAGAGCGGCGAGAAGGUGGUCAACACGCGCGGCCUGCCCGAGGGCAAGUUCACGUUCACGUCGCACGAGCCGGGCGACCACACGAUCUGCCUCCAGUCCAACUACACGGGCGGGUGGUUCUCGACCCCGCAAGUGCGCAUGCACCUCGACAUUGCCGUCGGCGAGGCCAAGGUGGACGAGGAGGGCGAGCGCGAGCACGUCAAGGACCUCGCGGCCAAAGUGCACGACCUCAACGCGCGCCUGGCCGACAUCCGCCGCGAGCAGCAGUUCCAGCGCGAGCGCGAGGCCGAGUUCCGCGUCCUGAGCGAGCGCACAAACUCACGCGCCGUGUGGUGGAGCGUGUUCCAGCUCGUCGUCCUCGCCGCGACGUGCUACUGGCAGUUGCGGUACCUGCGCAAGUUCUUCGAGAGCAAGAAGCUGUGCGUCCCUCUCUCUCUCUCUCUUCCUGUCGUGCACGAGCGCCUACUGACCCUCGCUCGUACCGUGUGCAGACGGUGA